Molecule: messenger RNA, 6277 nt
Organism: Zootoca vivipara (common lizard)
Lineage: Eukaryota; Metazoa; Chordata; Lepidosauria; Squamata; Lacertidae
Source: RefSeq, a predicted model, not a curated record
CCUCAGAUCGUAUAAAUCUUUCGCCUUUUACUAAAGAUUUCCGUGGGGAGGAACAUUUAUGAGUUUUCAACUAAUUUUUUGAGGCCUUGCUUCGGCAGGGCUGCCUUUAUGUGUCAAAAGAUAGAAAGUAUGCUUGCAACAUUUUUUUUUUUUGAGUGCUGUUCUCAGCAUGCAUUUCUAAGGUUUCCAAGUAUGGAAUGUGUUGCUAUUUUUGUUUCUUUGUUCUGAAUUUUCUUGCACCUUUUUUUGUACUGUAUUAAUGUUUCCUGCCGUCCCAAUGAUGCAUGCAAAUCAUGGUUUGGGUUUCUCAACCAGCAUGGAUUUGCGCUUCAACCGCAUCAAAGCCAUCCAGCCUGGAGCCUUCAGGAAUCUGAAGAACCUCAACACUCUGCUUUUGAACAACAACCUGAUUAAGCAAAUUGCACGAAGAUCCUUCGAAGGACUUGACAGCUUGAAAUACCUCUACCUUUACAAGAAUGAAAUACAGAGCAUCCAGCAGCAUGCAUUCAAAGGCCUUUAUUCCCUGGAACAGCUUUACCUGCAUUUUAACAACCUUGAAACCUUGGAGCCAGAGACGUUUAGCGACCUGCCCAAACUGGAAAGGCUUUUCUUGCACAACAACCGGAUUUCCAGAAUCCAGCCGGGCGCUGUCAGCCAACCGGAAUCGCUUAAACGCCUGCGACUGGACUCCAACGCCUUGCUGUGCGAUUGUGACCUGAUGUGGCUGGCAGAGUUGCUGAGGAAAUUCACAGUGCAGGGCAACACCCAGACGGCAGCUACCUGCGAGAACCCAAGGGAGCUGCAGGGGCGCUCCAUCGUCACCCUGACCACCCAAGAAUUCAACUGCGAGAGGCCUCGCAUCACGACCGAGCCACAAGACGCAGAUGUCACCCUGGGCAACACCGUCUAUUUCAUCUGCAGAGCAGAAGGUAACCCCAAGCCCAAGAUCAUCUGGCUCCACAACAACAACGAGAUCGACAUGCAGGAUGACGGGCGCCUGAACCUCCUGCAGGAUGGAACAUUAAUGAUCCAAGAUACCAGAGAGUCGGACAAAGGCGUCUACCAGUGCAUGGCCAAGAAUGUCGCCGGCGAAGCAAAGACCCAGGAAGUUGUGCUGCGCUACUACGGCCACCCAUCCAAACCCAGCUUUGUGAUCCAGCCCCAGAACACAGAAGUGCUGGUUGGGGAGAGCGUCACUUUGGAAUGCGGGGUCUCCGGGCACCCUCUGCCCCGCGUCACCUGGGUGCUGAGCUCAGGGUCUCCACUGCCGCAGGAUCCGCGCUUCACCAUCACCAGCUCUGGGGGGCUGUACAUCCAAAACGUCACCUUCUCGGACCAAGGGCAGUACAGCUGCAACGCGAGUAACAGCGAGGGCUCCAUCCAAGCGACGGCAAACGUCAUCGUGCAAGAUACUCCUAAGUUUCUGAUCAUCCCCACUGACCAGACCGUAACAGAGGGUCAAAGCGUUGACUUUCCCUGCUCUGCGGAGGGUCGCCCGCUGCCAGUCAUCGCCUGGACAAGAGCGGGUGGGCCGUUGCCGAGUGACCGGAGACACAGCAUCCUCUCCACUGGCACCCUGAGGGUUGUCCGAGUGGCCCUCCAUGACCAAGGCCAGUACGAAUGCCACGCCAUCAGCGCCAUUGGGGUCCGAAGCUCCCCUGUGCAGCUCUGGGUGACUCCGCGAGUGAUUCCGGUCUUCCUUCACCCCCCGCAAGAUAUGGUGGCGGAGACUGGACAAGACAUCGAGAUCACCUGCGCUGCCCAAGGCGACCCACAGCCCACCAUCACAUGGGCCAAGGAAGGAAUUCAGAUCACGGAGAGUGGCAAGUUCCACAUCAACAGAGAAGGGACUCUCUCCAUCCGAGACCUGGGGAUGGCUGACCAAGGGAGGUACGAGUGCGUAGCCAGGAACACUUUUGGGUUUACUUCCAGCACCAUGCAACUGACAAUCACAGCUACGAACAUUGGCAGAAGUGGGGACACCUUUGUAGCUACCUCGAUCCAAGAAGCCAUCAGCAGUGUGGACCACGCCAUCAAUUCUACGCGCGCCGAGCUGUUUAGCAAGCGACCCAAAACUCCUAAUGAACUGCUGGCUCUUUUCCGUUACCCGCGGGAUCCAUACACCAUUGAGACAGCUCGGGCCGGAGAGAUCUUCGAACGGACCCUGCAGCUCAUCCAGGAGCAUGUGCAGCAAGGCUUGGUUGUGGACAUGAACGGAACAGGGUACCGCUACAACGACCUGGUCUCCCCGCACUACCUGAACAUGAUCGCCAACCUGUCUGGGUGCUCUGCCCACCGCCGCACCCCCAACUGCUCCGACAUCUGCUUCCACAGGAAGUACCGGACCCACGACGGCUCGUGCAACAACCUCCAGCACCCCAUGUGGGGAGCCUCCCUCACCGCCUUCGAGCGCCUGCUCAAGCCGGCCUACCAGAACGGGUUCAACUUGCCCAGAGGCUUCUCUCUGGCCGAUGACUCCCGGGAGCUCCCCCUGCCGCUCCCUCGCUUGGUCUCGACCGCCAUGAUUGGCACUGAGACCAUCACGCCCGACGACCAGUUCACGCACAUGCUGAUGCAGUGGGGCCAGUUCCUGGACCACGACAUGGACCAGACCGUGGCGGCCAUCAGCAUGGCCCGCUUCUCAGACGGAGCGUCGUGCAGCCAGGUGUGCACCAACGACCCCCCCUGCUUCUCCGUCAUGAUCCCAGAAAACGACCCGCGGGUGAGGAACGGACACUGCAUGUUCUUUGUCCGCUCCAGCCCCGUGUGCGGCAGCGGGAUGACCUCUCUGCUGAUGAACUCCGUGUAUGCCCGGGAGCAAAUCAACCACCUCACAUCUUUCAUCGACGCAUCCAACGUCUACGGGAGCACGGAGCACGAGUCUCUGGAGCUGAGGGACCUCAGCAACCAGAGGGGGCUCCUGAAGGAAGGCCAGGUGGUCCCCAGCUCCGGGAAGCACCUCCUCCCCUUCGCCGUGGGGCCUCCCACCGAAUGCAUGCGGGACGAGAGUGAGAGUCCCGUCCCAUGUUUCUUGGCCGGCGACCACCGAGCCAACGAGCAGCUGGCCUUGACUUCCAUGCACACCCUGUGGUUCCGGGAGCAUAACCGUGUGGCUGCCAAGCUCCUGGCCCUGAACCCUCACUGGGACGGGGACACCAUCUACCACGAGGCUCGGAAGAUUGUGGGGGCCGAGAUGCAGCACAUCACUUACACGCACUGGUUGCCCAAGAUCUUCGGGGAAGCCGGGAUGAAGGUCUUAGGGGAGUACAAAGGCUACGAGCCCAACACAAACGCAGGCAUCCUGAACGCCUUCGCCACAGCUGCCUUCCGCUUUGGCCACACCCUCAUCAACCCUCUCCUCUACCGGCUCAAUGAAACUUUCCAGCCCAUCCAGCAGGGCCACAUCCCUCUUCACAAGGCCUUCUUCUCGCCGUUCAGGAUCACCCAGGAAGGCGGCAUCGACCCGCUUCUCCGCGGACUCUUCGGGAUCCCCGGGAAAAUGCGAGUGCCUUCCGAACUCUUGAACAUGGAGCUGACCGAGAAGCUCUUUUCCAUGGCCCAUUCCGUCUCUCUGGACCUGGCAGCCAUCAACAUCCAGAGGGGGCGCGACCACGGCAUCCCCCCUUACAACGAUUUCCGGGUCUUCUGCAACCUCACGUCCGCGCAGGAGUUCGACGACCUCAAGAACGAGAUUAGGAACCUCGAGAUCAGGGAGAAGCUCAGGAGUUUAUAUGGAAUUACGAAGAACAUUGACUUGUUUCCGGCACUGAUGGUGGAGGACCUCAUCCCAGGCACCAGAGUGGGGCCGACCCUCAUGUGCUUAUUAGCGACUCAGUUUCGAAGACUCAGAGAUGGAGACAGGUUUUGGUACGAGAACCCAGGUGUGCUCAGCCCUGCCCAGCUCACGCAGAUAAGGCAGGUGUCUCUCGCCCGCAUCAUCUGCGACAACAGCGACCACAUCAGGCAGCUGCAGAAGGAUGUUUUCCAGGUUGCAGCCUACCCACAGGGCAUGGUCAGCUGCGAUGAGAUCCCAGAAGUGGAUCUGCGCCUCUGGCAGGACUGCUGUGAAGACUGCAGGACACGGGGCCAGUUUAGGGCCCUCUCCCAACAGUUCCGAAACAAAAGAUCUUCUGGCUUCAGCUACCCAGAAGAAAACCCUUCCAAGGCCAAGCCUGAAGAUCAAAGGGUGGAGGAACCUUCUCAGAACCCCCCCUCAGAGGAGGACCUCGAGGCAUUAGUCAAUGAACUGGGAAAAACCAUCUCCUCUCUUCAGAGAAAGGUUAACAGCUUGGAAAGUCAGCUGAGACUGCAUCCAAGAAGCACCACAGCCAGAUAUGGCUGGCAGCAGAAGAGUGGAGCCGCAUUGAGGAAAAGAUGACCCACUCUGCACGGUGCUAAUGCUGUUUCGCAAACUGUCGUCAAGAUGCACUAGCUGUUCCCCCCAAGAAAAGCCCAUUUUCCUUCAAUUGAGACCCUCACUGUCAGCAUCAUUACGACCAAGGGUCCGUCGAAAUCUGGUCAUCCUCUCUGGACUACUGUGCUUCUCUGAACCCCUCACCCUCUGCACUGAUAAGCCACAGACUCCCCAGAUCCGCAUACUUCCCCUUGCCUCAUCAAGGAAUGACGUAUUCUUGGCUUCUACACUGUCCAGAGCAAUUUCCUUCUGGAAUCUCCUAGGGCAACACUUCCUCUCUUUAAAGCGCUUGGCUAAGAAUGGUGAACGCUGCUUCAGAAUAAAUCCCAUCACCCAGGGAAGCUCUCCUUCCCAUUUUUUGCAAGCCAUCCUGCCCCAUCCAUCCUUUCGCAGAGGCACCAUCACAAAGCGCCGUGACGCUGGGGCCUGAGCAAAGCCCACGUUUGCUGUGCGCACAGGCCUGUGAGGAAGAAAAAAUCCGAAUCGCUGAGCAACUGAUGAACCAAGAAGAGCUUUCGACAGCAGGCUGCAGCAUCCAACAAGAAGGGGCACGUCUGUCGGAAACGGCCCCCUGCCAUGCCAGGUGCAAAGCCAGCCGUGUUGAAAAGCACAGGCGGGAAGAGGUGGACUGAACUCUCCCUUAGGCCUCCUGCUUCUCAACAAUCGCUUCGAAGCUACGGGUGAAAAUUUGAAAGAAACGCCCCAACCGGGUGGAUACACGCUUGGAUACUUGAGCAGAUGCUGAACUUGCUUCUCCUUGGGCUACAUUCCAACAGCUGCUUCUGCCCUUUUUGACAAAAGGCACUUCCACCCGCCCCAAAACUUCCGGGAGGCUUUUGGUCGGCUGGCACAACAACCAACGGUGUUGUGAGCAGGGUUCUCAUUAGCAAAGCAUCUCCGCAGACUGUUCUUUGAUGCAGAUCUGGUUUCCAUUCAGGGGCCCGGUAACCUGCCCAGACAAUCUCAGGGCGCUUCCAGACGGUUGCUGUUUCAUUCACAUACUGGCAAGUUCAUGUUGAGUAAUCAAAGUUGAUUGGGCGCUCUGGCACAACAUAGGAAGCUGCCGUAGACCAUUGGUCCCUCUAGAUCUGUGCUGACUGGCAGUGGUUUUCUCAGUUUUCAGGUAGGAGUCUCUCUCAGCCCUGCCUGGAGAUGUCCCUUCCAACUCUACAAUUCUAUGAUUCUAUACACCGGAAGAAGGUGAGGGAUAACGCUGGCUUUGCAUCGACGCCAUCUAACCUCCCCACAAGCAAACUGGAGCAAAUGCACAUUAAGCAGCCAACUUUCCCCGGAGUGAAAUAGCAUUAAAUAGCCAACAUCAGACAGACAGCUGCCAACACACAACACCUGAGCUGUGGACACAGUCUUGUUCACACUGCAAGCAGUGUGCUCCCGCCACUGGUUUGGGAAGCAGUAUGCACAUGACAUUGGCAGCAAUCCCUUUCUGCCAUUCCUUAUGAAAUACUGCAUUUUGCCGUCUUUAGGGUUUGCCAUAUUUUGACGAGCAAAAAAGAGGUCGCUAGAACGACCCUCAUUUUAAAUAACCCUACUAUAUGUAGGCUCUGUGAUAUAUUGCUGGGGGGGGGCAGGAGAACAGAAGAGGAAAGCAAGUCUUCAACCACCAGUUAUGUCUCAUGCAGAAAUUAUAGCCAGAGACAUUUUGGCAAAUUAAAAAAAAAUCUACCAGGACAGAAAUUUUGCCCCUGAAAAAGAGGGUGUGUCCUGGAAAAAGAGGACACAUGGCAACCCUAGCACUUCUCCCCCCCCAAACCACCUUUGAUCCAAAUUGAGAUAAAGAAGCAACCCAGCAGCAUUUAAGCUAACAAUGUGUACAGAAGUAAAAUAAAAAAAUUCCUUCAGUAG